This is a messenger RNA of Nicotiana attenuata, 855 nucleotides long. RefSeq lists its product as uncharacterized. The transcript has 2 exons. The coding region runs from base 1 to 855 and encodes 284 amino acids. The record is from RefSeq and is a predicted model, not a curated record. Lineage: Eukaryota; Viridiplantae; Streptophyta; Magnoliopsida; Solanales; Solanaceae.
AUGGAGAUACUCAGAGAAAAACAGGGCUUCAUUAUCGGCCAAAGGAAAUUUACCUUAGAGCUGCUGCAGGAAUUCAAUUGUCCAGGAGGCAAGAUUUCUUCACCUCUUGACCCUUCCAUCAAGCUUCAGGCAGAUUCGGGGAUACCAAUGGAUGAUCCAAGUCUGUAUCGUCAUCUAGUUGGUAAACUCAACUAUUUGACGAACACUAGGCCUGACAUCUCCUUUGUUGUUCUCUCGCUGAGUCAAUACAUGCACAGGCCUUGUUCUUCCCAUUUUUCUGCUGCUCAACGUGUGUUGAGAUAUCUGCGCACAGAUCCUUCACAAGGAAUUCUUCCGUCUUCUUCUCCCUCUUUUGAUUUACUAGCAUUUUGCGAUGCUGAUUGGGCAGCAUGUCGUGAUUCUAGACGGUCAGCUUCCGUUUCCUUGUCAUCUGCCGAAGCUAAAUACCGGUUGAUGCGUCGAGUCACAGUUGAGAUCACUUGGCUUGUUCGACUUUUGGGAGAUCUCACAGUACAACCUACCUUACCAGUCCUUAUUCAUUCCGAUAGCCAGGCAGCGAUUCACAUAGCUCGGAACCCUAUCUUUCAUGAACGAACGAAGCAUGUGGACCUCGAUUGCCACUUUGUUCGUCAACAAUUCCUCUUUGGUUUAAUUUCUUUAUCUUUUGUUCCAUCGGACUGCCAACUUGCCGAUUUAUUCACAAAGCCCUUAUCUCAGGGUUCUCAUCGCCACAUUCUGAGCAAGCUGGGGGUCCAUUCUCUCCCCUCCAUCUUGAGGGGGGAUGUUGACGAUCAAAACCCCCAUAUUGAUUCAAAGGAAAAUGAAGAAACGAGAAAGAAGAAGAUGAAGGACUAA